GAUUAAAUUGAAAAGAGGUUGAAAAUGAAAUUAAAAAUAUAUCAUGGCAUAGCAUUAUUAAUAAAUGAAAAGUAUUUGAUGGUAGUAUAUUAUUAGUUUUGUAACCAUGAAGUCGGUCCUAAAAAUUGUCGUUCUGUUAACCAUUCUGUGCUUAAUGAUCUUAGAGCCCAGUAGCCCAGUCGUCUUCAAGCUGACAAAUGUCCUUUGCGGCAGUUAUAAUAUAACCUGGGUUAGAAUCAAUCAUUGCCGAUUGAAGGCGAUCAAUCGCCAUAGGACUGUGUUCAAUUUCAAUGCCACCUUCCUGCAUCCAACUAAGGAUAUUACUUCUCACUACCGAAUGUUUAAAAGGGAGAAUGGCUAUAGGCCUUGGCUCGUUAAUACUCGUAUCGAUGGAUGUCGAUUUCUGCGAAAGCCCUACGAUGCUCUUGGUAUUUUCCUUUUUAAUAUUUACAAGAACUUUACCAAUGUCAAUCACACCUGUCCGCUGCAAGGUGACAUUAUCGUAAGGGACAUGUACUUGACCACGGAUCUUAUGCGACUUCCCCUGCCCACGGGUGAUUAUUUACUGGCCAUCGACUGGCUGUUUUAUGGAAAGCCCCAAUUUGCCACAAAUGUUAGUUUUCAGUUUAUUGAGGACAUACUGUGACUGAUAUAAUUUUCUAAAUAACUCGAAAUUUAAAUG
Molecule: messenger RNA, 682 nt
Organism: Drosophila simulans
Lineage: Eukaryota; Metazoa; Arthropoda; Insecta; Diptera; Drosophilidae
Exons: 3
Coding region: 107-646 (179 amino acids)
Source: RefSeq, a predicted model, not a curated record